Messenger RNA from Malus domestica (apple), 2720 nucleotides. RefSeq names its product sister chromatid cohesion 1 protein 3. NCBI's taxonomy places the organism in Eukaryota, Viridiplantae, Streptophyta, Magnoliopsida, Rosales, Rosaceae. Gene Ontology annotation, molecular function: chromatin binding; protein binding. Gene Ontology annotation, cellular component: cohesin complex. The record is from RefSeq and is a predicted model, not a curated record. Gene Ontology annotation, biological process: replication-born double-strand break repair via sister chromatid exchange; sister chromatid cohesion.
AAACGGUAUCAAAAUGAACAGCAUCAAGUGAAUGGCAAGAGUAGUAAUUUUUGUAAACCUCAAGGGCUAUUACCUCCCUAAAUAGGCGCCACUUUUCGUUUCCCGCGCCCCAUCUUCGCCUUCAAUCUCCCAAUGACCCUAAAACCCCCCGUCUUCCUGCUCCACUCUCUCUCCCUCUCUCUAAGAAUUGACAUAUAUACACACCCACAAAUACAAUCAAAUCACUGUAUUUAUACGUAUAUAUAUUAUCAGUUUUGGCAUUGAAGUAGUGUAGAAGAACAACUCAGAGGACGAAGGCGGAACGAUGUUUUAUUCGCAGACGUUCUUGGCUCGGAAGGGCCCAUUGGGAACCGUCUGGUGCGCCGCCCACCUCCAGAGCCGGCUGAAGAAGUCCCACUACACCUCCACCGACAUCCCCUCCACUGUUGAUCGUAUCAUGUUUCCGGACGUUCCUAUUGCACUGAGAAUGUCGGGACAUCUUCUAUUUGGUGUUGUUAGGAUAUACUCGAAGCAGGUCGACUAUCUUUACCAGGACUGUAAUGUUGUUUUGACUACCCUAAGAAAGACCUUUGCUUCCAUAGACUUGGAUUUGCCAGAGAACGCAAGGCAAGCUCCGGUUCAGUCCAUCACUUUGCCUGAAACAUUUGAUCUUGAUGCUUUGGAUUUGGAUGGAGGCGUGUUCGGUGAGGGGGCUUAUGAUAAUCAUCAUGCGAGUCAGGAGGACAUCACACUACCAGAUCAAAUUCCUAUUGCAACAGACCGUUAUGUCAUUAUAACUUUUGACGAGGAUAUCCAGAACGAGGUUUUUGGUUCAGAUGUUGCUCCCAUGGAUGAGGACAUCCACUCUACAACUCCAGGCGACGGUGUUCCAAGUGAUCACUUCACCCCUCCAAAUAAAGAAGCUCCAGAAGUAGAUGUUCCAAAUGAUUUUGUCUUCCAAGAUUCUGUUCCAAGUAACUAUAGAGAAACGGGAGUUAUGCAAGAUGUUCUUCCCAAAGACAGUUCCCCUCAGUAUGUUCAACCAACAGAAGUUAUGCAAGAUGAUGCUCCUCUUCUAGAUGACAGUUCCCCUCGACAUGUUCAACCAAUGGAAGUUAUGCGAGAUGCUGUUCCUCCGGAAAUUGUUCCUACAGUUUCUCUUAAUAACGGGAAUGAUAUUACUGAACAAGAAAAAUCCAUUAACCCAGAAAUGAAUGAGAAAGACAUACUUUCUCCAAUUACAGAGGAAAAUACACCUUCUGGUGGACCAUCUCCAUCGCCUCUGCCAAGUUCAGGACCACGAGCUUCUGUUGCUUCUUUGCCUGACAUGAAUGACAACGAUGUUUCCUUUCAAAUGCAAUCAACACCACAUCUUGAGCAGCCAAGAGCAAGAGCAAGGAAGAGAAAGCAGUAUUUUGAUGAGACCCUUGUGUUAUCCAAUGAGUUUAUGAAUAAGACACUUCAAGAUGUUAGUGAUUUAAAUCGUAAAAGGAGGAAUAUUCCGUGCUCUACUUUGGGUGUUUGGAAGUUGAACAACAGUUUAAGAAAGGAACAAGUGUUCUUCCGGCCUUCAUUAACAGGAUUGUGUUUGGCUCUGCAUAACAUUUUCGACAGAGGCUACAUAUCCAAACAGUCCCAUUUGUUUGAGGGAGUUCUUCCAGUCUCUGGAUCUACAACACCUCCUCCUACAACAUCUCUUCCUCCUACAACUGAAUUCUCCCCGGAGCGCGGUGUUCCACCAUAUUUUCCUGUCACUGAAGCUUCCACAGAGUUUUAUGGCGCACCAUCUCCCCCAAAAAUUGAACGUUGUCAUCAUGUUGAAGAACAUGAUGGUGGAAAUAACUUACCAGAGUAUGAGGGUGCACAAUCUCCGCUGCAAAUUGAACGUUUUCAGCAUGUUGAAGAACAUGAUGGUGGAAACAACUUACCAGAGUAUGAGGGUGCACAAUCUCCUGCCACUCAAAGUGACUUUAUUCCUGUUCCGUCUCCAAACUUAAUGUCAGCUUCAGUUCCUCCAUUGGAAACAAGCACGGGAACUCAAAUACUGCUGACACCAGAUCAGACAGCAUUGACUAGAUUUCACGAGUCUGUAAAUGAAACACCGAAGACAAUGUUUGAGGGGUGGCUAGGUCUAUCAAAUAAUCCUGAGUUAAACGAUUCUGCAGAAGCAGGUCUUUUUUUUCUGGAAGCAGAUGGCAAUACACCAGCUGGAUCUCAAGCAACACAAGGAGUACCGGGAUCUCAAGGGACACAAGGAGUUGAUUCACUGUCUGUUAGAACCAGAGCUGUGGCUCAAUUUUUAAAGAGGGAAUCUUCUAUCACCUCAACCUCAGAAGACGUAACUGGAGAUCUCAGCUUGGACAAAAUUUUAGAAGGAAAAACUAGAAAGCUAUGUGCUCGAAUGUUCUAUGAAACACUGGUUUUGAAGACUUAUGGUCUUGUUGAUGUAAAACAAGAAGUACCUUACGGUGACAUUAGUUUGACAUUGACCCGAACCCUAUCAAAGGCUCAAAUUUAAGAGCAUAUGAGGCAUUGCCAAGUGAAAGAACAAGGAAGGAAAGGCAGUGUUGAGUUUGUAUAAACGUUGCAAUGGAGUUGAUGGUUUUUGACCUCACAGAGAAGCGGAGUAGUGUUAGCAGAGUCCAUCCACACGUGUAUAAGUGUAAAUUAAAUUACUCUGCUCAUAGCUUGAGCUUUAAGUUAACUAUGUAUAAAUUGCUAAUACAAUCCUUAUUUUCAAA